AUGCUUUGGGAGGCUGCGACCUGGUUCUCGGUGUGCUAUGUAUACCUCAUUGAGAAUGUCGUCAAACCGCUCCUCAAGGGAGAGCCUGACCAAAAAGCUAUCGACGGCCAGUCUGAAAAGUUCCAUAGGGGAGCGGGAAUCAUGAACGAUCAACUUGACAAGACGAAGUGGCUGACUGGUCCCAAUGCCACACUUGCUGACAUUGCGGUUGCGGCGCCCAUGCAUUUGCACGCCGCUUCAAAGUUACCUCUUGAAAAAUAUCCUAGUGUCAAGCGGUGGCUGGGUCAGGUGGAGCAAUUGGAAAGUUGGAAGAAGACACAAGUUGCGGUAGACAAAGCUCUGCUUCCCGACGGUACGCCGAUGAACGGAAGUAAUGGGGCCAGCGGCAACGGUCAACCUGAAGUACGUGCCACUGUGAACUACACCAAAGCCGUUGACGGAAUCACCGAGCUCUACUUCUACGAGACCGAGAAAGCUAAGAACAUCCACGAACCAGGUGACGCUCCGGUAGAAGUCAGUAUGUCAAAUGGCUGGCCACAUGCCAAAGACUUCCACAUCGACGAGAAUGGCUUCUCGGUCCACUCUCUCAAAACUUCGCAUUCUGACUGGGAAGAUGAGGAAGCAGUGCGUUCAACCUUCUAUCCCAAAGUAGUUUCGUUCCUCAAAGCUACCUUGGACGCAAAGCGUGUUCUUGUUUUUGACCAUGCCAUCCGCACCGAAAAGAACACCCAAAAAGCACUCACCGAUGGAGAAAAACACCACUCAGCGCUCUCCCGUAAUGCUCGUUCACUGCGAUUACACCGCUGA
This is a messenger RNA of Didymosphaeria variabile, 807 nucleotides long. RefSeq lists its product as uncharacterized. The record is from RefSeq and is a predicted model, not a curated record. Bases 1 to 807 code for a protein of 268 amino acids. Gene Ontology annotation, molecular function: oxidoreductase activity. The transcript has a single exon. Lineage: Eukaryota; Fungi; Ascomycota; Dothideomycetes; Pleosporales; Didymosphaeriaceae.